Molecule: messenger RNA, 768 nt
Organism: Vanrija pseudolonga
Lineage: Eukaryota; Fungi; Basidiomycota; Tremellomycetes; Trichosporonales; Trichosporonaceae
Exons: 2
Coding region: 45-719 (224 amino acids)
Source: RefSeq, a predicted model, not a curated record
CCCACCACCACCUCCUUCCCACCUCUUCCCACUAACCAUCCAACAUGUCGCUCCCCAAGUUCGACAGCCAGAUCCACACGGUACUCAAGCGCGUCGCCGCGCACGCGAAGAACCGCCCGCCGUUCGUGCUCGCCGACCAUCUGGCGGUCGGGCGCUUCGGCCCCGAAACCCUCGCAAUGGUCAAGGACCGCAAGGUGACCUAUGUCGACAACCCCGCGACGGGGUGGGUGCUCGACAGCUUCAAGGUGCUCGCGCCGAGCACUGACGACGCGGACAAGCGCGCCAAGCGCGCGAGCAAGGUCCUCGAGGAGCUGCGCAAGGCGGCCGCGGGGGCCGAGGUGCCGCAUGAGCUUGAGGAGCAGAGAGGCAAGAUUGCCGAGCGGAUAGACAAGCGCCGAGCCUCCGGCCUGAACCCGGACCAAGCCACCUGGUUUGAGCACUUCCGCUCCGAGUGGGCGAACAAGCAGCUGAUCGACGCCGAGGCGAAUGUCGACUUUGACGGGUAUCCCGACAGCCCGGCGUCCCCCUCGCCAAAGCGCUACCUCAACUCGUUCUUGUCGCUCAUCGACGCGCUGCCCGACGGCGCAGAGGUGGUCCUGCUCUCCGGCUCGCCGAGCGUGCUUAACCACGUGUUCAAGUUCACCGAGAACGAGGGGCACGUGCAUACUGUGCUUGUGGACAAGGACGCGGGCGUGGUCGAGUACGAGGCGGAUGCGUAGGCGUAGGGCUGGUCGGUCAUGUUCGUUGUAUGAAGUUGUCUGUCUGUCU